AGCGUGGCAGAGGAAGCAAGCUCUUUCGUUCGCUCUGCUCUGCUGCAAGCACAUUAGAAAGCAGUCGGCAACGAAGGCAGGGGACAUGACGAGGAACCUCGCCAUUGUUCAGGAGAUCUGAUUCUCGACACGUUCUGUCCAUGGAGGAGGACUACGAUGUGGACGUGGCUGAAGUGUUCAUGGGAAGGCUCGGAGCAGGCCAGUGGUGGAUGCGCUUUGGGAAGGGGGACAGCCAGGAGGCCCAGAGCGCUUACGUGGUCAACAGUCGCAGCUGGGCUGAGGAGCUUCGGGAGUGUUACGACGGGGGACAAAGCAGACUGUCCAGCAUCUCGGCCCAGCGAAAUGAGAGAGAGUCUAUCAGGCAGAAACUGGCCCUGGGCAGUUUCUAUGACGACGAGCCAGUCAUCUUCACCAGCUACAGCAAGAGCGACCUGUCUUCUCGGUUCCACAGCGGCGUCAACCUGCAGGUGUGUUUUGUCAACGACAGCAGCAGCAGCAGCGACAAAGACAGCGAUGCGGAGGACAGCAGGACAGAAACCAGUCUGGACACACCCUUGUCACCUGUGAGCAAGCAGAGCUCGUCGUUAUCGGAUCGAGACACGGCGGAGGAGGAUUCGGACCCGCUGGACGACUGCGGCGGGUUCUGGCGGGUGCAGCGGAGGCUCCAGGAGGAGGCACGGGUGGCCCUGGCUCUGGCCAGACCCAUGGCCCGGAUGCAGGUGGAGGUGGAGAGGCAGAUCCAGCAGCAGCACAGACGCUCGCCUGUGGCAGAUCUGCUUCCGCAUCUGCCUCACAUCAGCGAAUGUUUGAUGAAGAGGAAUCUGAGGCGAGGCGACAUGAGGGAUAUGAGUCUUGGGCAGCUUCAAGUGAUCACAAACGACUUGCACUCCCAAAUCCAGAGUCUCAACGAGGAGCUGGUGCAGCUGCUGCUACUGAGGGACGAGCAGCAUGUUGAGCAGGAUGCCAUGCUGGUGGACAUCGAGGACCUCACCAGACAUGCUCACAGCCAUCAGCGACAUCGGGCUGAGAAAGCCAACGCGAAAUGAAUUCCCACGUGUCCACCUGCACGCCACUCAUUGGAUUGUCACUUGUGUUGCCACGGAAACUCCAUUUGUGCUGUCUGUGGAGAAAAGGAAGAGGCCCUAUAGUGUUCAGAACGUAUCGCACCACUGGACCCGGAUGCUUCUUGCUUUCUACUCUGCUCAACUGCUCAUGGCAGAUUUCGAAGGGUUCUCGACGUCAUUCCGUCCGUCCGUCCGUCCGUCAUCAAACCAACUUUGCCACCUUAUGUCCAUUUUGAGAUGGGUGGAGAAAGCACUUGCACACUUUCUUCUUGAUUUGUCCCUCGUAGUGGAAACUAGAAUUCACUGUUGCAAUAGAAAUGUAGUCAGUCUGUCUCCAGUGCUCAUUAGAAAGGAUGGCUUGGAUGCUGCUGCUGCUGCUGCUGCUGCUGCUGCUGCUGCUGCUGCUGCUGCUGCUGCUGCUGCUGCAGCACCACUGAGACAAACAACUGGAUGUACAACAAUCGCUGCUAUAGUGCCCACUUUCAUUGGACCUUCAUUCUUGCACAUUUGCAUCGCAUACAACACACCGAUGAUAUGAAAGGUAUUUUUUAGGAGUAGCAAAAGCAUCGUGAACUGCCUCAAUUGAUUUUUUUUCUUAGGGUAAAUUUAUGAAGAAGAAAAAAACAACAACUAAAUCCCAGACUAUACAUAUACACAUAUAUAUAUAUAUCUCCCUAUUUUAUGUGAUAGAAAGGUUUAUGGAUGGCAAAGUUGUCUAUGAAAGAAAAACAACUCGUUGCUUAUUAUCAGUGUGUCCUUUGAGCAUAAAGUCGACUUUGAUUUUCUAUUGUAUGCUCCGCGUAUACAUGUCUCGUAUGACGACUGUAAAGAUAUGGGAUAAUAAACAUUUCAAGUGUG
This is a messenger RNA of Syngnathus typhle (broad-nosed pipefish), 1922 nucleotides long. RefSeq lists its product as uncharacterized. The coding region runs from base 141 to 1046 and encodes 301 amino acids. NCBI's taxonomy places the organism in Eukaryota, Metazoa, Chordata, Actinopteri, Syngnathiformes, Syngnathidae. Gene Ontology annotation, cellular component: plasma membrane; cell junction. Gene Ontology annotation, biological process: positive regulation of hippo signaling. The transcript has 8 exons. The record is from RefSeq and is a predicted model, not a curated record.